AUGGUUGGCAGAUGGAGGUGUGCAUGGCCGUUUGGCUUUGACUUAGACUCAAAUGACACACAAACAUACGAGAGACCUCCACCCUUCUUCCAUAACUUUGUCCUCGAAAACGGCAACCAGCCGGAGUACUUCCACUCGUACCUCGUUCAGUCGUCCCGGUCACAGCUUACCCAGUGCUACCCAUCCCUCUCCCCGUUCACCACCGUUGUCUUCUUCUACUUGAUCUUUGCCGCCGAUAUCGCCAUCUCCACCAUCAACAACGCCAAUCUGAACGCGAAGCCCGUGAUUUCUAAGUACAACGAUCUCAACGUUACGCUCGAUUUCCCUUCAAACAACCUCAAAAUCUACCUCAUCCGCGGCAGCCCCUUCGUGACCUGCAAAAUCAGGCGUAAGGUCUCUCUCUCGAUUUCCACAAACCACACGAUUCGGGUCCCCAACACCGACCUCACAAAAUACACAAUCAAGCUCAACAACAGCAAGACAUGGCUUCUGUAUGCCUCGCCCCCUGCAAAAUUAACCCUGGACAAAAAUAGCAUCAGCAGCUCCACCGACUCAAGCUAUCCUGUGAGCGGCAAAGCACUUUUCAACGAGCCUUUCGGAAUCGACUACAGAUGGAAGAAACAAGGGUCGGGAGAUUUGCAAAUCCUAGCCCACGCCCUCUAUCGCCGCCUCGUGCUCGACAAUUUGAAAUACAACAGUGUGGACGGUGAACUCUUUCUCAUAAUAUGUGAUUACUGGGCCAUGAAAACCGAGCCCGUGCCGGUGGCCUGGGACUCAAUCGAAGGCAUUAACAAACAAUACGACAUCACAUCAAAUAAUCGAAAAAUCAUUCUACAUCACAUCAAAUAA
This is a messenger RNA of Striga hermonthica, 849 nucleotides long. NCBI's taxonomy places the organism in Eukaryota, Viridiplantae, Streptophyta, Magnoliopsida, Lamiales, Orobanchaceae. The record is from the annotation of a GenBank genome assembly.